CAUAAAUACAGAAUUUAUUUGAACACACUCUUAACAAGUACGCCAUAGGCUGCGCAAAGUCAGUAUUAAUGCGUAGUGAAUCGCGCACGCUUACGUUUAAUUGUCAAUUUAUCUGAUGUCAUAUUUGGAUCUGGAGAGGAGGAGGCACAUACGCACGCUCCCCAGAGCUUCUGAAUCGUUUAAGCGCGGUGGCACAUUAUCUCCAGGUCUCGCUUGCGCUAUCAAAGUUUACUGAGUAACCGCCAUCAGAAACGACCCCGUUUGUGCUCAGAGAUUAAGCCGGUUGCCGUAAUAUCCUUCAAAUACACCCGGAACAGAAGGACAACGACGCGGGAGCGUUUUUUAAAAGGGGGAUGGAGCAAAAUUUUGUAGAAAUCUUCAAGGAAGACAAGUGCCUGUCGUCUUCAGUGGAAGAGUGUCUAUCCAACUCUUCUCUGCCCGACACGCGCAACUUGACGCAUAACAACAGCGGCAUCUGGGCGCACGAGCCUAUGUCCCCAAUUAUACCGGUAAUCACGGCAGUGUAUUCCGUGGUUUUUGUGGUAGGGCUGGUGGGCAAUUGCCUCGUCAUGUACGUCAUCAUCAGGUACACCAAGAUGAAGACGGCCACUAACAUCUACAUCUUCAAUCUGGCCCUGGCUGACGCGCUGGUUACCACGACGAUGCCCUUCCAGAAUGCUGACUACCUGCUCCACUCUUGGCCCUUUGGUGAGGUGAUGUGCAAGAUCUUCAUCUCUAUUGACUACUACAACAUGUUCACAAGCAUUUUAACCCUCACCAUGAUGAGUGUGGAUCGGUAUGUGGCCGUGUGCCACCCGGUGAAGGCGCUGGACUUUCGCACUCCGCUCAACGCCAAGGGCAUCAAUGUGGGCAUCUGGGUGCUCUCUUCAGCUGCCGGGGUGCCUGCCAUGGUGCUAGGAGGUACCCAGACCAACAAUGGCACCACUGAGUGCGCCCUGCAGUUCCCUGACCCAUAUGAAUACUGGGACACACUGAUGAAGCUGUGUGUGUUUGUUCUGGCCUUCGUCAUCCCCGUCCUCAUCAUCACCGUCUGCUACUCACUGAUGAUCCUGCGUCUGCGCGGCGUGCGCAUGCUCUCGGGCUCGCGGGAGAAGGACCGCAACCUGCGGCGCAUCACGCGGCUGGUCAUGGUGGUGGUGCUGGUGUUUGUGGUCUGCUGGACGCCCAUCCACAUCUUCGUCCUGGUCAAGGCUCUGGUGGGCGUGCCAGAGACCACGCCCGUCAUGGCCGCCUACUUUUUCUGCGUGGCGCUGGGCUACACCAACAGCAGCCUCAACCCCGUGCUCUACGCCUUCCUGGAUGAGAACUUCAAGCGCUGCUUCAAGGACUUCUGCUUCCCUGUCCACGGGGGCCGGGGGAGGGCCGGGCGCCAGGCCAGGGGGAGCGGCAGGGGAGGGGAGCCUGGGGUGCGUCAGCUCCCCCGCCCCGCUGAGAGCCCACCGCGGACGGCCAAGCCGGCCUGACUAGCCGUGGAGCUGUCCUCCAUCACGCAGGCAGGGAAGGAGGACUCGCACGAACUGGGAUUGACUCAGGUCACAUCAGCCCUCUGACCAAUCCAGAUAACCCCUCACCUACAGAUAAUCCCUCACCUACAGUGACGCCUAGGCUAGGGUCUGGGCUCAGAUACAGCAAAAGUUACAAAACUGUCGAUGUCGUCAUGAGCUUUUCAAAGGUAGUUUCUCAACUGUGGUUUAUUCAUUCAUCAGAAAAGGGCCACUAAGAGUCGCCCUGAUAUAACAUACCGUGGUUUGAAGUAAGACAGAUUCAUGCUCAUUUGUUUAUAUUUAUUUAUGAUACAAUUAAAAAGUAUAAAUAAAUCAUUUCUAAAUAUAUUUAUU
Molecule: messenger RNA, 1859 nt
Organism: Clupea harengus (Atlantic herring)
Lineage: Eukaryota; Metazoa; Chordata; Actinopteri; Clupeiformes; Clupeidae
Product: delta-type opioid receptor
Biological process (GO): G protein-coupled opioid receptor signaling pathway; sensory perception of pain; neuropeptide signaling pathway
Cellular component (GO): plasma membrane; neuron projection
Molecular function (GO): dynorphin receptor activity; neuropeptide binding
Source: RefSeq, a predicted model, not a curated record